This is a messenger RNA of Tyto alba (common barn owl), 1126 nucleotides long. RefSeq names its product uridine-cytidine kinase 2 (gene UCK2). Lineage: Eukaryota; Metazoa; Chordata; Aves; Strigiformes; Tytonidae. The record is from RefSeq and is a predicted model, not a curated record. The transcript is spliced from 8 exons. Bases 155 to 874 code for a protein of 239 amino acids. Gene Ontology annotation, cellular component: cytosol; cytoplasm. Gene Ontology annotation, molecular function: ATP binding; kinase activity.
GAGGAGGAGGAGGAGGAUGGCGGGGGACAGCGAGCAGAGGCUGGAGGAGCACGGGCAGCCCAGCGGCGGGGAGCCCUUCCUCAUCGGGGUCAGCGGCGGCACGGCCAGCGGCAAGCUGUCCCAAUAACAUCGUGUCUGGCGCUGCUGAACUGUUAUGUCUCUGAACACUCUGUCUCUGGCCCACAAGUCCUCAGUGUGCUCCAAGAUCGUCCAGCUGCUGGGCCAGAACGAGGUGGACUACCGCCAGAAGCAGGUGGUGAUCGUGAGCCAAGACAGCUUCUACCGGGUCCUCACCUCAGAGCAGAAAUCCAAAGCGCUCAAAGGCCAGUUCAAUUUUGACCACCCAGAUGCCUUUGACAACGAGCUGAUCGUGAAAACGCUCAAAGAGAUCACGGAAGGGAAGACGGUCCAGAUUCCUGUCUAUGACUUUGUCUCCCACUCCAGGAAAGAGGAGACGGUGACCGUCUACCCUGCCGACGUGGUGCUCUUCGAAGGCAUCCUGGCCUUUUACAGCCAGGAGGUGCGGGAUCUUUUCCGCAUGAAGCUCUUUGUAGACACGGACGCAGACACCCGGCUGUCCCGCAGAGUGCUACGAGACAUCAGCGAGCGAGGCAGGGACCUCGAGCAGAUCUUAUCUCAGUACAUCACCUUUGUCAAGCCUGCCUUCGAGGAGUUCUGUUUGCCAACCAAGAAGUAUGCUGACGUGAUCAUUCCCAGAGGAGCAGAUAAUGAAGUGGCCAUAAACCUGAUAGUGCAGCACAUCCAGGACAUUCUUAACGGAGGACUCAGCAAACGCCAGAGCAACGGCUACCUGAACGGCUACACUCCUCCCCGCCAGCGGCAGCCCUCAGAGUCCAGCAGCCGGCCUCACUGACCCCCGGCGGCAGGCGUGAGGCUGGGGUCGGAGGGCGCUCGGGCGCUGCCACUGCCCCUCUGUACAUACUGUCCGUUCAGUCCCCCCUUAUCUAUUUAAGAAACCAGACGGAGACGAAUGCCUUUAAUUUUGUAUGUUGGAAAUGCCGAAUGAGAAGCAGCCGGCUGCUCGGGAGCCUGGACCGCCCACAGCUCCUGGCCUUGCUCAAUAACUCCUCCAGCACGGAACCGGCUAUAAAUCUCUAUAAAUAUA